Messenger RNA from Trichoderma breve, 363 nucleotides. RefSeq names its product kp4 domain-containing protein. The coding region runs from base 1 to 363 and encodes 120 amino acids. NCBI's taxonomy places the organism in Eukaryota, Fungi, Ascomycota, Sordariomycetes, Hypocreales, Hypocreaceae. The record is from RefSeq and is a predicted model, not a curated record. Gene Ontology annotation, cellular component: extracellular region. The transcript has a single exon.
AUGCAAUACCUCGCUGUCCUCCCUCUUCUCUACACUGCCGCAGCAGCCCUCGGCAUCAACUGUCGUGGCAAUGCCAACUGUGUCGGCACUCCUGAAUGCAGACUUGCUGAUCUGAUCUUGCAAGUCAGCCAACAAGAUCCAAGCACAUCAUACAGCCCCGGUCAGCACAUUGCCUGCUGCGGCAUUCCUGGCGGCAACAUCUGCGCAUUCACUCAGGGCAUUAGCAACUCGAUUACAGCUGGUGAGGCAUUGGGUAUGCUGCAGGGACUGGAAUCCCACGGCUGUGGCCAGUGCGGCAGCAUUCCCUUCAAGGAUAACAACGUCGCUGAGGGACAACUCACCGUCAACUGGACUGACCACUAA